AUGAUAUAUUUGAUUUUUUUAUUUUCUGUUUGUUUUGUUUUAGGGGUCCUUGGUGUGGCUGCUAAUCCCGCCCCAUUUUUUGGGGCGGUGGCAUUAGUGUUUGGUGCAUUGGGUUGUUGUGGUGUUUUAGUGGGGCUUGGUGGAUCAUAUAUUGGGAUUGUCUUGCUUUUAAUUUAUCUUGGUGGGAUGCUUGUAGUUGUUGCUUAUUCUGUGGCGCUAGCUGCAGAGCCUUAUCCUGAGGCCUGGGUCAAUCAUUCUGUCUUGAUACAUGUGUUGGGGUAUGUGUUAUUGGUGUUGUUAGUUGGGUGGUGUUUCAUGGAGUUAUUUGUUGAGUCUGGUGUAGAUGCGGCUGGGUUUUUUAGUUUGCGGGGCGAUUUUAGUGGAGUGGUGUUGCUAUUUUCAAUGGGCGGAUGGUUGUUAUUAUUGUCUGGUUGGGGGUUGUUGUUGGCGUUGUUUGUAGUUUUGGAGUUAACACGUGGACGUGCACGGGGAGGCCUGCGUGUGCCGUAG
This is a messenger RNA of Gekko japonicus, 510 nucleotides long. Lineage: Eukaryota; Metazoa; Chordata; Lepidosauria; Squamata; Gekkonidae. The record is from the annotation of a RefSeq genome assembly.